CAAAAGUACAACAAUUCCUUACCACUGCCGUACAAUUCCCGACGCCGUUGCCGGAGUACACUGUCGGAGAUUUCAAUCUUCAUUUUUGCCCUUCUCUGCCUAACUCGUCUUCCAUGUCUCCUUCCGCCAUUGUCGCUUUUCUAUUAUUACAUACGCUGAUUUUCUAUAACGGCGCGGCGGGGUUUGAAAUUGGGAUUGGAUCUCGCUCGAUUCUCCGAUCAAUCGACGGCGCCGAAUCUGAAAAUCUGGAUUAUGCUGUCGAUUUGAAUGUCUCCAAUUUCGACACUGUCCUAAGGGAAGCCAAAGCUUCGUACGCCAUCGUCGAAUUCUUUGCUCACUGGUGUCCUGCUUGCAGAAAUUACAAGCCACAAUAUGAGAAGAUCGCAAAAUUGUUUAAUGGAGGAGAUGCUGCCUAUCAGGGGAUCAUAUUGAUGACUAGAGUCGAUUGUGCAUUGAAGAUAAAUACUGCUCUCUGCGACAAAUUCUCUGUCGAUCAUUUCCCUAUGCUUUUUUGGGGGCCGCCUUCUAAGUUCGUGUCCGGAAGUUGGAACCCGAAGCAAGAAAAUAGUGAAAUUCGUUUGAUCGAAAAUUUUCGAACAGCCGAACUUUUGCUGAAUUGGAUCAAUAAGCAAACCAACAGUUCGUAUCGUUCGGACGAUAGGAAAUAUGAGAUCAAUAUGCUUCAGAUAAACGAGUCUCGUUUCAGACAGAUUGCGACUGCUGCGCAUGAUAUUGAAGAGGCGACGGCAAUUGCUUUCAGAAUCAUUUUAGACAAUAAGAUGAUUAAGCCGGAGACUCGUUCUUCACUCUUAAAAUUCUUACAAAUUUUGGUCGUUCAUCAUCCCUCCCGAAGCUGCCGGACGGGAACUGCCGAAAUUCUCAUUGAUUUCGACGAUUUUCCAGCCACGAAAAACGAAACCGGGAUUUGCGGGAAGGAUGUUCCUCGAGGAUACUGGGAGUUUUGUCGAGGAAGUAAGAACGAGACCCGAGGUUUUAGUUGCGGAUUGUGGAUUUUAUUUCACUCGCUUUCGGUAAGAGUCGCUGACGAAGAAAGCCAGACGGCCUUUACUACAAUCUGUGAUUUUAUCCGUAAUUUCUUCGCCUGCCAGGAGUGCCGGCAACAUUUUUACAGCAUGUGUUCGACCGUUUCCAAUCCUUUUCAGACACAGCGCGACUUCGCCGUAUGGCUGUGGAAAGCCCACAACAAAGUUAACGAGCGUCUUAUGAACGAAGAAGUGUCUCUAGGAACGGGCGAUCCUGAAUUCCCGAAAACUCCGUGGCCUCCGAGACAGCUAUGUCCGAAAUGCUCGGUUUCGAGAAGCGGCGGGAGUCGGAUUGACUGGAACGUCGAUGAGGUUUACCGGUUUUUGGUUACUUACUACGGGGAGACUUUACAGUCUCGAUACAACGGUAGCAACCGAACGGUAGAAAGGCUAACCGAUGAUUCGGUGGCUUCGCCAAAUGCGGUUAUGGUUCCCGUUGGCGCUGCUGCGGCGAUUGCCGUUGUGAGCUUCGCAUUUGGAGCGUUCGCUUACUUCUGGCAUCGGAAGCGAAAAAUUCGAAAGUAUAAACACGAUCCGUACACUUUGAAGACUAUUUAGCCAUCGAGGUAAAAGGGGCGCAUUGAAAUUUAUAGUACGCGAAGAAAAUUCGAUUUUUUUGGUAGAGAUUUGGUGUACUCGGAAAUUCUUCUCCGCGACCAUUUCAGGUCGAGGAGAAAUCUUGAAUUGAUGCAGCUUACGGCGUGUAUAUACAACAUUGGUCGAGUUUUCGGAAGCUUCCGAUAAGGUAGUCGAGGUUCGGCUUCGAACAUCUUUAUAGUACAAUUGUGUAUUUUUUUACUUGUGUGUCGAUGUUAUAGCGAUUGUGCUUACUCUGAUUAGUUACAGUGUUAAUAGCACACAACACAUGAACUGACAACAAAUGACAACUUGACCAAAUAGUGUAUACUAUAAUACAUUUCAGCU
Messenger RNA from Andrographis paniculata, 1967 nucleotides. RefSeq names its product sulfhydryl oxidase 1-like. Gene Ontology annotation, cellular component: Golgi membrane. Gene Ontology annotation, molecular function: protein disulfide isomerase activity; flavin-dependent sulfhydryl oxidase activity. Bases 114 to 1601 code for a protein of 495 amino acids. NCBI's taxonomy places the organism in Eukaryota, Viridiplantae, Streptophyta, Magnoliopsida, Lamiales, Acanthaceae. The transcript has 11 exons. Gene Ontology annotation, biological process: protein folding. The record is from RefSeq and is a predicted model, not a curated record.